AUGGAUUGCGACAGCGAUUUUACUGAUUCAAGGAGUACAGCUUGUAUCAGUUCUACAAAAGUUGAGAUAUUGAAAAUCAUUGGGAACAAAUCAUCAAAGAAUACCAAUUCUCGAUUAAAUGAAGGCGCCAAUGGCCAAUCUACUUUUUUCGGCGAUUUAAAAGACUUCGGGAGGAUAACUGUUGCUCAGCGUGCAGUCGCAACAGCCCGCAAUUUAUUUGGUGAAUCUGAAGCGAAACAUAAUUUCUUUGACACUAAUGGAGUUGAUUCAGUGAACAAAAGCCUCAUUUCCUUCCUCACGAGUGGACAUCGAAAGAGAUUGUUCCCAUUACAUACUUCACAAACAUCACGAAAAUCAAUAUCAAAAUUGUCCCUGGAACGUAUCGACACUCAUCUCAUUUCACCCUGUUCUUUCACGGACUGUUCAUUUGACGCCGUUAACAUGUGUAAUUAUGUAUCUGAUGACCAGCUCCAAAAUGAUGAAGAUCUUUUGUUAGAUGGCUGGUUUGCAUAUGCUGGUGAAACGAAUAACCCAGCAACAAUAUUUCUUAUGCGAACGUCAAAAACAAUAAAUAUACCUGAAGAAUCGCGAGUUAGUUUCUAUGUACACAUGGCAGGCAAAUAUGGCCGCUUACGAGUCUGUUUGGAUUCUCUUCAGAAAUGUCCAUUUGAAAGGACUGGACAAACGCUGAGCGUGAAAACGAGAAAAUGGACAAAUUUCCAUAUCAACAUUUCGCGAGGAUUCCACACGAUUUAUUUUGUGGCAGACAAAUUAAAGAAGAAUUACGUGAUUGGACUUGAUAAUAUUCACUUACUAAUUAAUCAUGGAGAAGUUUUUGCUCCAUGUUCACGAUAA
Messenger RNA from Loa loa (African eye worm), 855 nucleotides. RefSeq lists its product as hypothetical. NCBI's taxonomy places the organism in Eukaryota, Metazoa, Nematoda, Chromadorea, Rhabditida, Onchocercidae. The record is from RefSeq and is a predicted model, not a curated record. The transcript is spliced from 7 exons. Bases 1 to 855 code for a protein of 284 amino acids.